Pimephales promelas (fathead minnow) is the source of this 3024-nucleotide messenger RNA. It is a transcript of the gene st8sia5, whose product is annotated as ST8 alpha-N-acetyl-neuraminide alpha-2,8-sialyltransferase 5. Gene Ontology annotation, molecular function: alpha-N-acetylneuraminate alpha-2,8-sialyltransferase activity. Gene Ontology annotation, biological process: N-glycan processing; oligosaccharide metabolic process. The record is from RefSeq and is a predicted model, not a curated record. NCBI's taxonomy places the organism in Eukaryota, Metazoa, Chordata, Actinopteri, Cypriniformes, Leuciscidae.
GGAGCGCGUCACCGACUGCGCGCGCUCUGCAUUCGUGACGCGCAUUCUGCGGGAGUGUCGCGUCUUUGCAGGUGAUGCGAGAUUUCUUCCCCUCCGCAUACAAAAGAUUGGCAGUGAUACUAUCGCUUUCUCUGACAUAUGCUCGGGCAGACUGCUCAAACGCGACACCGAGGCGAACGGCAGCUGCUAUGGAGACCGAGCGCGCACCAGUGCCUGUGAGGACGGUAAACACGCGCGGGUGUGCCUCGAUGUGUCUUCUCGAUCUGUAGUUCAAAAGCGACCGUGGCUUUCUCUUUCUGAAGGAUGGGCUACUCAGAUCCGACAUAUAGUAGAGAUCUGCUAGGAAACAGAUCCCUCUGUUUUAUUUUCAUAUGUGCUUUUGGACUGGUCACCUUAUUGCAGCAAAUCCUCUAUGGCAAGAACUACAUUAAAAGUGGGCAACAGUUUUCCCGCCUCAAAGGAGAGGAGGUGGGCAACUGGAGCGGGCUCAUUAGUUACCCCGAUGAUGGAGGGAUGAAGCCGGCCAGAAAUGGGAGGAAAAGAUGUGUCCGUCAGAGUUUUCAGCACUCUGAGGCUCAGAUCUCCGUAGUUUUCACGCCCUGCCUAGCUGAUUUGCAGAAGAAAAAAAAAGAAAAGAAAAGGUAUCUGGAACGCUCCGAUGGCUCUUUGGAGUUCAACUCCACUUCCUGCAAGGAACUACGGCAAGAAAUCACAGAUGUGAAAGUACUGACCAUGGUGAAGACAUCAGAGCUGUUUGAGCGAUGGAGGAACCUGCAGGCGUGUAAGUGGGAGCAAAACAAAGAAGAGUCGGAUCAUUUCAAAAUGUCUCUGUCCCGUUGCUGCAAUGCCCCCUCCUUCCUGUUUACCACGAAGAGAAACACUCCCUCGGGCACUAAACUGCGUUACGAGGUGGAUACCAGUGGAAUCUUGCACAUCAGCCCGGAGAUUUUUAAAAUGCUCCCUGAUGACAUGCCCUAUUCCAAAUCCCAGUUUAAGAAAUGUGCUGUCAUCGGGAACGGCGGCAUCAUCAAAAGCAGCAAGUGUGGACGAGAGAUUGAUGCUGCUGACUUUGUCUUCCGAUGUAAUAUUCCUCCCAUCUCAGAUGUUUACAGUCAAGAUGUGGGAUCUAAGACUGAUCUUGUAACAAUAAAUCCCAGCAUCAUAACUGAGAGGUUUCAAAAGUUGGAGAAAUGGAGGAAGCCAUUUUACGACGUUCUCCGGAAUUACGAGAACUCUUCGGUGGUUUUGCCGGCGUUUUACAACACGCGGAACACCGACGUGUCAUUCCGUGUGAAGUACAUGCUGGACGACUUCCAGUCCACCCGCGGCGUGUUCUUCUUCCACCCGCAGUACCUGCUGAACGUGCAGCGCUUCUGGGGCGUGCAGGGCGUACGAGCCAAGCGCCUGAGCAGCGGCCUGAUGCUCGUCACCGCGGCCAUGGAGUUAUGCGAAGAAGUUCACCUCUACGGCUUCUGGGCGUUUCCUAUGAACCCCUCCGGGAUCUUCAUAACACACCAUUACUAUGACAACGUCAAGCCCCGCCCCGGGUUCCACGCCAUGCCGAACGAGAUUUUCAACUUCAUGCACAUGCACGCUCGCGGCAUCUUGCACGUGCACACGGGGCCCUGCAGGUGAAGAGGAUGAGGGUCGGUGCGAUCUGAUUGGUUCGUUUUGCAGAGCUCCUCCCGUUUACUGGCGCUACGGAACUUCGACUUACGCAUGUGUACUUGCGUGUGUGCAAAUCGCUGCCUUAAAGGCCAGCCGUUUUAUUACGUGUUUUUACAAAAUCAUGUCGGGACGGUUGCAAAGUGGUUCGUGUUUCCUGUUCGGUGGUUUUCUGUAGUUGUGUCGUAUUUGUGAGCAGAUAUCAUGUUCUUAACUUCGUGAGGAGACUUCAUGCGCCAAACACAAUUGAGAAUGAGGAGUCACGUGCCUUGGGCGGGGUCUGAGCCGGUCGGCCAUGAUGGUAGGUGACGCUAUCGGUUACCAGGGUUUUUAUCGGUUUUUAACGCAGCAGUUACUUCCAGGCAUGGUAAAACAGUGCGGUAUUGCGAGAAACUCCUUUACUACCGAGCUAAAAACACACGUAAUCAAUACUGUUUCGUCGUGGGAAUCCUACCAACAUGGCGGAAAGGGGAGGGGCACUGUAAAAUGACGUCAACUCCUCAUUCUCAAUAGCGACAAAUGAUGUAAAACAGAACAUUUUAUUUCUACGGUAGCCCUGCCCACUCUGGAAUCUCAUUGGUCCAAAAUCCCAGUCCACUCAGUUGUAUAUUAAACAUAAGAUAUAUUCAAAUUGGCUGAGAUCGUGGCACGUUUUACCGGUUUAAGGCACAUUGAGCCCUUUAUAACAAUAGCACUGUUUUAAGAGCAAGUUUAACAUUCAUUAAUAACCACGUCAGUGCAGAAAGUUUGGCAUGAAGUUGAACAUUUCAGCUGAAACUUUUAUGUAUAAUGGUGAAUGCUUGUACAUGUUUAACGCAUAGGUUCUGAAGAUGUAUGAUAAUUUACAAAUGAAGUAACACUUUGUGUAAUCAAAUCCAACACAGUUGUUUAUGUUGAGGAAUGUUUUAUAGUCCGUUGGUUCCCUCUCUCUCUCUCACGAUCAGUGAUUGAGGUUUUAGCGUCUUUUAAAUCGACUGAUCUUGUUCAUAAUGCUGAACUUUAUAUACUUUGUUUCUUUCAUAUAUGAUAUUGUGAUAACAGUGUGACCUUAUCACUUUACCAAGAAAUCAACUUUUUAAUAUUUGCGAUUUGAGAUUUUGUUUUUCAUGAAAUUUGAAGACAUCUUAAAGACAUAUUUAUCUAUCUAUCUAUGUGGUGAUAGAUAGAUAGAUAAAUAUGUCUUUAAGAAGUUCUUAAACUGCACAAUAUUAUUCUGUUAUUACUUUUUAUGCAUUUUUUUCAUAUUUAUCAUGCAUUGUUUUUUUGUUUUUUUUUGUCAGUUAACCUAUUAUUGUUUUGGUAACACAUGUACAGUUGUUUGUCAAGCCAAUAAAGUACACAGAUCUGCUUCUCUUUAAA